CGUUUAGCUGUAAUUUUCCUCUUACUCUGGCUGACUCCGCACCAACUGGAGAUUGGCAAGGAAAAACCUCUUAUUAUUCUCCUUUGGACAUGGCCCUUUAAGUAUCCAUUCCCACUCAACCGGUGCCCUCAUCCCUUUGACGCAGCUGGUUGUUUCUACACAGUGGACCGUAAUUUAUAUGCCGAUGCCAAUGCUGUUAUUCUGCAUCACAGAAAUGUAUGUAGCUCUAGAGAACAGCUGCCCAAAAUGCAACGACCCUCUAAGCAAUAUUGGAUUUGGUUCAACUUAGAAUCUCCAUCUCGCAGCCCAAAUAUGGCAUUAAUGGAUAACCUCAUCAACCUCACCAUGACCUACCAGGCAGACUCUGAUAUCUUCACUCCUUAUGGAUGGCUGGAAAAGCAUGAUUCACAUAAAAAUGUUACAAUUCCUUUAAAGACAAAACUUGUAGCUUGGGUUGUUAGUAAUUGGAAUCCAAACUACCGGAGGACCAAAUACUAUUUGGAGCUUAAAAAAUACAUCCAAAUUGACACAUAUGGUCGUGGCAAGAUGUUGCUCCCUAGAAAUAAUGACUCAAUGAUUCUUUCUACAUACAAAUUCUACCUGGCUUUUGAGAACAGUAUCCAUAAAGACUAUAUCACUGAAAAACUAUGGUAUAAUUCACUCCAUUCAGGGACUGUGCCAGUGGUAAUGGGACCUCCUCGUGCUAACUAUGAACGUUUUCUACACCCAGAUUCAUUUAUACAUGUAGAUGAUUUUCACAGUCCUAAGGAAUUGGCUUCUUUUCUUCUGAAGCUAAACAAGGAUGAUAAAAGAUACCAACAAUAUUUCAACUGGAGGUCUGAAUACAAGUCAGUAGGAAAGACAAGUUUUGCAAUCCAAUACUGUAAAGUAUGUAAAGCAUUGAAAGAGGCCCCUGUGUAUAGAACUAUUCCAAGUAUUGAGAAGUGGUUCAAGUAA
Molecule: messenger RNA, 957 nt
Organism: Bombina bombina (fire-bellied toad)
Lineage: Eukaryota; Metazoa; Chordata; Amphibia; Anura; Bombinatoridae
Product: 3-galactosyl-N-acetylglucosaminide 4-alpha-L-fucosyltransferase FUT3-like
Exons: 3
Cellular component (GO): membrane
Molecular function (GO): alpha-(1->3)-fucosyltransferase activity
Source: RefSeq, a predicted model, not a curated record